Chrysoperla carnea is the source of this 694-nucleotide messenger RNA. RefSeq names its product DENN domain-containing protein 10-like. Gene Ontology annotation, cellular component: late endosome. Gene Ontology annotation, biological process: protein transport; regulation of early endosome to late endosome transport. NCBI's taxonomy places the organism in Eukaryota, Metazoa, Arthropoda, Insecta, Neuroptera, Chrysopidae. The record is from RefSeq and is a predicted model, not a curated record. Gene Ontology annotation, molecular function: guanyl-nucleotide exchange factor activity; small GTPase binding. The transcript has 5 exons. The annotation marks the transcript as partial.
AUUUAUACAGGGAAUAUUUCAAAUUCAAAUGAAAAUGGAUUGUGUCAAAUUCAAAAGUUCAAUGAAUCUGAUCAAACAGGCAAUAUAAAAGAUUUAAUUCAAAUAUUUCAAUUGGAAACGAUAUUAAUUUUCAAUGCGAUUUUAUUAAAACGCCGAGUUUUGGUCUACCAUAAUAAUUUACAUGAUUUGUUAAAAUAUAUGAAAGCAAUUUCAUCUUUAGUACGCCGUCGAGAUCCAAAUUUUUAUUUACAUCCAUGGGUGGAAGAUAAUUCGAAUGAACUAUUAGAAUUUAAGUCCAAAAAUUGGUACGUUGUUGGAACGAUUCAAAAAUCAAUAACCACAAAAACAGAAUUAUUCGAUUUAAGUGUAAACAUUCCAAACGCAGAAAUCCAAAUAAUGCCAAAUGCAAAAGAGUCUUUCACUAUGACAAAAACACAUAAAGAAAUUGCCUUAUCAAUGGUGCAAUUAUCACAAGACACAAAUGUAUCCGAUUACGAUAUCGAAUGUAUAUUGUCAGAUAAAGUUGAUGAUAUAAUUACACAAUUAAAAUCGUUAGGUACAGUCGAUGUGAACAAUGGUGAUAAUGAAAAAUUUAUAACAUUGGAACAUUUACGUUCGAAAAAGUUUAAUGCUAAUAUUGAAAUGUUUUUAUUUAAUUUAGCACUUGCAGAGAAUAUCAUUAUGUUGUAGAGAA